GUCAAUGUGUGGAAAGUGGCGAACCACUGGCAGCGAUCUCAUAUUCGCGAUCAGGCUGUCGACACGACAACAACCCUUCUUUUCUAAGAUUUCGAUGAUAUCGGCCGAGCAAGUGUUUUUCCACUAAACUUUUGUGAUUCUUCGAAGGAGAGACAAAGAAAGAGAAGAUAGUCGAAAGCUGUGAUCGAGACAAGGAGAGAUGUAUCGAAAGUUCGCGAUUCUUUUCGUCGUACUCGCACCUUUCUUUUUGGCGGUUCGAUCAGAUGAUGUAUUGAAAUGUUACAUGUGUACAUCAGUUACGGAUAAAGAUUGCGGGGAUGAUAUAAUAAAAUCACAGGCAAUCGAGCCAAUGGAAUGUACGAUGGAAGAAAUGACGAAAUGGCAGAACACUAUUCAACAGAAUAAGUUACUUACACCAAUUUUCAGUAUUUUUGCUGUCGAUAAUCCUCAACAAAAUAAAAAAAUAUUGAAGAACAUGGCUUGUGCCAAGGUUGAUACCAAAAUUCAAGGCCAAGACAAAAUAGUGACGAUAAGAAGCUGCCAAACCGCACAAGCAGAAAAUGUUGAUCCUUGCACCUCGAUAGAAGGUAAACUUCUCGGUGGCAUGGAAUAUUGUGGAUUAUGCGAAGAAAAUGGUUGCAACGGUUCGAUAACAAUUUCCCCGAGUAUCAGUAAUAUUAUUUUCACCGUCCUAGCAUCAUUUGCCUCUGCUCUUAUCCUUUACAGAAAUGCAUAACCUCCAACGUUCACUAUCACCUUCCAUUUUCCAAAUUAAUCCGUAAAUUCAUAUCCACUUUCGAAUCAGAGUUAUCGUCGUUGCAUGUGCCUCUUUUUACCAUGAAAAUCUAUACCCUCCUCAAGUGUCCAAAGCAAUUUCAGCACAAACCACGAUAUUUUUUUUAAUUUCUUAGUAUAUGUCGUAUUCAAAAUCCAAUACGAAUAUCUAAUCUCGAA
Vespula pensylvanica (western yellowjacket) is the source of this 954-nucleotide messenger RNA. RefSeq lists its product as uncharacterized. Bases 200 to 736 code for a protein of 178 amino acids. The record is from RefSeq and is a predicted model, not a curated record. Lineage: Eukaryota; Metazoa; Arthropoda; Insecta; Hymenoptera; Vespidae. The transcript has 3 exons. Gene Ontology annotation, biological process: positive regulation of voltage-gated potassium channel activity; regulation of synaptic transmission, cholinergic; sleep.